AUGAGUUCGAAGAAACCCACUGAUUCCAAUCAACAAAAACACUGGACUCGACAUUCUAAACAAUUUAACAAUGAAUCGAACGACGAAGAAGAUGAUGAUGAUGAUGUUGAUGAUGAGUCUGAAGAUGUCGAAAUGCCUUCGACUCUUCAAGAUAGUUCAAAUGAAUCAGAUGAUGGUGUGGUGGUAAAGGAUUCAGGCGAUGAAUCUGCUGCAAGUACUGAUGAAACUGGGAGUGAUAGUGAUGAUGAACCACCUAGACGUCGAGCAAAACGUCAACCACAAGUUGAACCAUCACCAGUUCAAAUAUAUACAGCAAAAUCUGGACGUCAAUGGACAUCAAAGGAGCCUCCAAAACGAAAAAUACCAUCAGCUAAUAUCUUACGACAACAAAAUAGUGUUGGACGACCAGCUGUAGAUGUACAAACGGUGAAAGAAGCAUUUCAGGUUUUAAUCACUAAAGAAAUGGUGCUUCUUUUAGUGAAUGAAACAAAUCGACGAGCGCAUCUUAUUCUGAUAAAGAAUAUCAAUGGAAAGAUACUGAUGUUGAAGAAAUGUGGGCUUUCAUUGGAUUAUUACUUCUGGCAGGUGUUCAUCGAGCAAAGAAUGAAAGUCUAA
This is a messenger RNA of Adineta ricciae, 615 nucleotides long. The record is from the annotation of a GenBank genome assembly. Lineage: Eukaryota; Metazoa; Rotifera; Eurotatoria; Adinetida; Adinetidae.